Messenger RNA from Salarias fasciatus (jewelled blenny), 7598 nucleotides. Its product is annotated as plasma membrane calcium-transporting ATPase 1-like. The transcript has 22 exons. Bases 671 to 4351 code for a protein of 1226 amino acids. Gene Ontology annotation, cellular component: intracellular membrane-bounded organelle; plasma membrane. Gene Ontology annotation, biological process: calcium ion transmembrane transport; regulation of cytosolic calcium ion concentration. NCBI's taxonomy places the organism in Eukaryota, Metazoa, Chordata, Actinopteri, Blenniiformes, Blenniidae. Gene Ontology annotation, molecular function: P-type calcium transporter activity; PDZ domain binding; ATP binding. The record is from RefSeq and is a predicted model, not a curated record.
AUUUACUGGAUCUGCUCUUUGUUACCACAGCCUUUCCCUCCUCUGCUCCAAGAGAGAGAGAGAGUGAGAGAGAGAGAGUUUAUCUUUUCCUUUUAAAGGAUUGAUUUCUGGCUCAGUCUGAACGCGGUUUUUGCUCCGGUGUUGGGCUGCAGGACCGGAGUCGAACCCGAACCCCCCUCCCCCCUGCCGGUGUCACUACCGCCACAUGAACCGCUUUGACCGUCCUGACAGAAGGCUCGGUGAAGGUUUUUUCACCCCUCUCUCUCUCUCUCUCCGCACCCGGCGUGUCAGUCAUUUUUUUUCCACCACUGCAGUUGUCAACUUGGAGCCCUGCUGGGAAAUGAAGUGAAGCCGCUGCCCUGCCGUACCCGCACCCGCACCCGUCCCCACAACCCGCCGCACAGGACGUGAUUUGGACGCCAAGUAGGAGCGUGGCGCCGGCGGAACAUGUUUACUUCCCUGUUUCUAUGUUAGCCGAGAGGAGCAUGCACGUCAAGGUCCGGAGUUAACCUCAGCGAUCAUCUCCUCCUCCACCUGCCUCACCUUUCCGUGAGAGCUUCAAGAUUACCCAAAAUUCCCGCGGGCCGACAACACAGCCGACGUUUACUUCACCCUCCCCCCGGCAAAGACACUUGGAGGACACGACACUGCUGUGAAGAGGGAGACCGACAUGGCGAAUAAUACGGCCGACCACCCUCCGGGGAAUUCGGUUGCAGAGGGCAACCAUGACGGGGACUUUGGGGUGACCACGGCGGAACUGAGGAGCCUGAUGGAGCUGCGGAGCGCCGAGGCUGUCAACAAGAUACGAGACACUUACGGAGACGUGCAAGGCAUCUGCCGCCGCCUGAAAACGUCGCCCAUCGAAGGUCUGUCUGGUAACCCCGUUGAUCUGGAGAAGCGGCACACCGCGUUUGGAAAGAACUUCAUCCCCCCAAAGAAGGCCAAGACGUUCCUGCAGCUCGUGUGGGAAGCUCUGCAGGACGUCACGCUUAUUAUCCUGGAAAUCGCUGCAAUCAUCUCGCUCGGCUUAUCCUUCUAUCAUCCACCGGGGGGCGACAGCGAAGCAUGCGGCCAGGCCGCAGGUGGCGUGGAGGACGAGGGCGAGGCUCAGGCGGGCUGGAUCGAGGGCGCGGCCAUCCUGUUCUCGGUCAUCAUCGUGGUCCUGGUGACGGCCUUCAACGACUGGUCGAAGGAGAAACAGUUCAGGGGGCUGCAGAGCCGCAUCGAGCAGGAGCAAAAGUUCACCGUCAUCCGCAAAGGUCAGGUCAUCCAGAUUCCUGUGGCUGAGAUCGUGGUCGGAGACAUCGCUCAGAUCAAAUACGGAGACCUGCUGCCUGCCGACGGUAUCCUGAUCCAAGGCAACGACCUGAAGAUUGAUGAGAGCUCUCUGACAGGGGAAUCCGACCAGGUUCGGAAAUCCAUGGAGAAGGACCCCAUGCUGCUGUCCGGGACCCACGUGAUGGAGGGAUCAGGCAGGAUGGUGGUGUCUGCUGUCGGCCUUAACUCUCAAACCGGCAUCAUCUUCACUCUGCUCGGCGCCGGCGAGAACGACGAAGAGAAGAAGGUCAAGAAAAGUAAAAAACAAGGACCCCCCGAAAAUCGCAACAAAGCCAAGACUCAGGAUGGCAUUGCCCUGGAGAUUCAGCCACUGAAGAGCGACGAGGCCGCCGAGUCCGAGGAGAAGGAAGAGAAGGAGGAGGCCAAACCGGUGAAGAAGGUCAAUGUCACCAAGAAGGAGAAGUCUGUGCUGCAGGGAAAACUGACCAGGUUGGCCGUGCAGAUCGGGAAAGCUGGUCUGAUCAUGUCGGCGGUGACCGUCAUCAUCCUCAUCCUCUACUUCGUGAUUGACACCUUCGGGAUUCAGGGCCGGACCUGGGUGGCCGAGUGCACCCCCAUCUACAUUCAGUAUUUUGUCAAGUUCUUCAUCAUCGGCGUGACGGUGCUGGUGGUGGCCGUUCCUGAGGGGCUGCCACUUGCUGUCACCAUCUCCUUGGCCUACUCUGUCAAAAAAAUGAUGAAAGACAACAACCUGGUGCGUCACCUGGAUGCCUGCGAGACGAUGGGCAACGCCACCGCCAUCUGUUCUGACAAGACUGGAACCCUAACCAUGAACCGCAUGACGGUGGUCCAGGCGUACAUCGGCGAUACGCACCACAAGACCGUCCCCGAACCCGACGCCAUCAAACCAGAAACUCUGGAAAUCAUGGUCAACAGCAUCUCCAUCAACUCGGCGUACACCACCAAAAUCCUGCCUCCGGAGAAAGAGGGCGGCCUCCCCCGCCACGUGGGCAAUAAGACCGAGUGUGCCCUGCUGGGCCUGGUGCUGGAGCUGAAGAGGGACUACCAGCCAAUCAGAGACGAGAUCCCCGAAGAGAAGCUGUACAAAGUUUACACUUUCAAUUCCUCCCGCAAGUCAAUGAGCACGGUGCUCAAGAACGCCGACGGAGGUUUCCGCAUGUACAGCAAGGGAGCGUCGGAGAUCGUCUUGAGGAAAUGCUCUCGUAUCCUGGACGCUCAGGGCCAGCCCCGCGUCUUCAAGCCCAAGGACCGCGACGAGAUGGUGCGUAAGGUGAUCGAGCCGAUGGCGUGCGACGGGCUGAGGACCAUCUGCGUGGCCUACAGGGAUUUUCCCGCCGAGGCCGGAGAGCCGGACUGGGACAGCGAGAACGACAUCCUCAACGAGCUCACCUGCAUCGCCGUGGUCGGCAUCGAGGACCCCGUCAGACCCGAGGUACCCGAGGCUAUCGCUAAGUGCCAGCGCGCAGGCAUCACUGUUCGUAUGGUGACCGGAGACAACAUCAACACUGCCCGCGCCAUCGCAACCAAGUGUGGCAUCCUGUUGCCAGGGGAGGACUUCCUGACUCUGGAGGGCAAAGAAUUCAAUCGGCAGAUCAGAAACGACAAGGGAGAGGUGGAACAAGAGCGUCUUGACAAAGUUUGGCCCAAACUGCGAGUUCUGGCUCGUUCGUCUCCGACCGACAAACACACUCUGGUCAAAGGCAUCAUUGACAGCACAGUGGGUGAGACCCGACAGGUGGUGGCGGUGACGGGAGACGGCACCAACGACGGCCCCGCCCUAAAGAAAGCCGAUGUUGGCUUCGCCAUGGGAAUCGCCGGCACAGACGUGGCCAAAGAGGCAUCGGACAUCAUCCUGACCGACGACAACUUCACCAGUAUCGUCAAGGCCGUGAUGUGGGGGAGGAACGUGUACGACAGCAUCUCCAAGUUCCUGCAGUUCCAGCUGACCGUCAACGUGGUGGCCGUGAUUGUGGCGUUCACCGGCGCCUGCAUCACUCAGGACUCCCCUCUGAAAGCGGUGCAGAUGCUCUGGGUCAACCUCAUCAUGGACACUCUGGCGUCUCUGGCUCUGGCCACCGAGCCGCCCACCGAGUCUCUGCUGCUCCGCAAACCGUACGGCCGCGACAAGCCGCUCAUCUCCAGAACCAUGAUGAAGAACAUCCUGGGCCACGCAGUGUACCAGCUCGUCAUCAUCUUCACUCUGCUCUUUGCUGGCGAGACGUUCUUCGACAUCGACAGCGGCCGUAACACUCCCCUGCACUCCCCACCGACUGAGCACUACACCAUCGUGUUCAACGUCUUCGUCAUGAUGCAGCUCUUCAACGAAAUCAACGCCAGGAAGAUCCACGGAGAAAGGAACGUCUUCGAGGGAGUCUACAGGAACCCCAUCUUCUGCAGCGUUGUGCUGGGAACCUUCAUCCUGCAGAUCAUCAUCGUCCAGCUUGGAGGGAAACCGUUCUCCUGCACGGCUCUGACUAUCGACCAGUGGCUGUGGUGUGUGUUCAUUGGCGUGGGAGAGCUGCUGUGGGGACAGUUGAUCUCGGCCAUUCCCACACACCACCUGAAGUUCCUGAAGGAGGCGGGCCACGGCAUCACGAAGGAGGAAAUCCACGAGGAGGAGCUGACGGAGGGCGCAGACGAGAUCGACCAUGCCGAGAUGGAGCUGAGGAGAGGCCAGAUCCUCUGGUUCAGAGGUUUGAACCGCAUCCAGACGCAGAUGGAUGUGGUCUAUACCUUCCAGACGGGCCAGGCGGCGGUGCCCGGUGCCCUGCGCCGCCAGCCGUCCGUCGUCAGCCAGCACAAUGACAUUAAGGUGGUGAACGCGUUCCGUAGCUCCCUGUACGAGGGGCUGGAGAGCCCAGAGUCCCGUAGCUCCAUCCACAGCUUCAUGGCCCAUCCCGAGUUCGUGCCCCUGUCCGAGGAGGAGGCUCGCAUCCCCACCAUCGAGGAGACCGGAGACGAGAUCGACCCCCUCCCCAGCUCCUCGUCUGGGGCCAGUGGAGGAGGGGAGCCGCCCCGCGCCUUCCCCCACGGCCAUGAGUCAUCCAUCUGAGCUCCUCCCUCCUCCUCCUCCUCCUCCUCCUCUCCCUCCUCCUCUUCAUCAGCAUCUUCUGUCACCCCACCAACUGAACUGUCACUGAGGAGGGAAGUCAUGACUCUGCUCGUCCCCUCAUCCUGCACAUGCUUCACGUUGUGUCCACCCCCACCCACCCCCCCUCGGUCAUUCCUGCCACGUUGUGUUUUUCAUAGCGACUGUGGCGUGGUUCUGCCUGUAAGUCUCGUCCUCCACCGCCUCCACACGGGGUGGAGUCCAUCGUCUUCGCCGUGGAUCGCCUGUCCUCGUCCAUUCAUGGCUUUGUUUUUUGUUUUUGUUUUUUUACUUGACGAUACCUUUGAAGAAGCUUUUAAAAGUUGUUGAGCUUAAUUUUGCGGGACUCACAGCAGCAUGUUGUGUUUCUUUACUCGCUUUCAUUCCUGCGUCGUCGAAAAGCAGCACCGAACUUUGCGAGUGCAGCAAUCCUGAUGUACAUACGCUUCUGCUCUUCUUCACAGCUAUAAGCCGGGUUUGGUGAUCAGAAAGAAGAUUUUUAGGCAAAUGCAAAAUUGUAACCCUUUUAUUUCCUUGUUUUUUCCCCUUGUUGUUGUUUUUUUUUUAAAGAACACUUUAAGGAAUGUUAAUGGAUAGAUGAUUCAGACUCCUGAGAAUGUCUUGUGAGUGUGACACUACAGUCUUCAAGGUUAAACUGUUUAAAAAAAAAGAUGUUCUUCCCUUUAUCAUGUCUAUAUGUGUUGUUUUUGUUUUUUUGGUUUUGUUUUGUUUUUGCUGCUGUGUUGCAUGUGGAAGGACCGAAGGUUUCUCACCCUGGAAACCCCGGACGCGGCGGUGUCCCGAGAGCGCUCUCUUUCACUGGGUGUCUGGCUUCAUCUCAUCCAGUCAGGGUUCUGGUUCUCUCUGCCCCCCCCCCCCCCCCCCUCUCCCCCUCACUUACUCUAGUAGGAUGCAUGUUUUGUUUCUGUCGUGUUGAGUCGCAUGAAAACUUGGGAAUGAAUACUUGGGUUUCCGUUUUUGACGACCACGUUUGUUCGUCCGUUCGGAGCGACGCGGAAUUCCCCGCCCGUGGGUCCGAACGUCCCGUCGCCUCGGAAACGGGCUCAUCGAUGCUCCGCUCAUGGCUCGUGCCGUCCGACAUGGCUCACUCUCACACACCCGUGUGGGGGGUUUGAGGCACACUGGGGGGGAAAAUGAGGCCGCCGCUCGCGCCAAACACCCAAAGGGCCAAAACCUUAUCGCAGUGACUCUCGCUGCUGGGACCAGACCGCCGCGGUCUUCGUGUCUUGACCUGAACCACUUUCAGCUGCUCCGACUGGGACGGAGGGUUCACUGUCUUCAUCUAUACUGCUGAAAUUUAUCUCAGUGAGGCGUCCCACUGUGUCACUCUUUCAGAUGGAGCUCGCCCUGAUGCUGACGGGCUUUUAUUUUCCACCUUCAAGGUCUGACCAUCACUGCCACAGGAUGAGAAACAUUCAUUCUUCUGCCUUGUUUAAAUGAAGCUGGUUAAGAUCCGCUGGAGCAUUUCAGCCCCUCGUUUACAUCACUAACCAGUUUGAUGAACGAAUUCAGUUCCACUUCUGAAGCGCAAACCAAAUGGCUUUCAGUGAUUUUUAAGCUGCAGUUGGAGUGGAAUCAACUCAAUGGAAAACAGUAGUGAUGGUUGGAAGGCCGAUGAGCAACCUCCGAUAAAGUAUGGCUGAGUGUCGAUGAUGGUAUCUCAGCUACUGUGGUUAAAUCAGAACCGGCGGAAGACCAAAAGAUGCAGAAGCACGUAAACAGAUUUAUCUUAACCUUAAAGCAGACGACUCGCUCACUUCAGCUCAGCACAGGGCUUGUGAUCGAGUCAAGACGUCACGAUGUGCUUCUUACAGGUGUUGAGUUCAAACGGAAGUUCCAACAUGAGCGACCGCAGCAUCGAUGAGUCCAUUCAGCGUCUCGGCGCAGGAGGUUCGGCUCGGCGGCUCGGGAGGGAAACGAAGCUCCGAACAAUGUCUGGACCGUCUGCCUGUGUUUAAAACUAAUCUUAGUACCACUCCUGAUAUUUCUGUCCCCUCGUUUGUCAGACUUGUGACUGAAUCGGGCUGUCGGUGACGUCACGCAGCCGGCGGCGGGGACGGCCGUCCGUCUCGGCUCGGCUGUGUUCGAUUGACACGUGUCGGCGUGGCGCCCACGCCGAGGUUUAUGGGAGGCUGUCGAUGUCACCAGUCGACCCAGAAAGCUAAAUCCACUGUGUCCCCUUCUGCUGCCGCUUAGAACUUCCUGCUUCACAUCGUCCGCAGAUUACUGUCUCGAAAGAAAAAGGAAUCCUCCUCCAAUCAGAAGCAGCGAUACGUCUAAUCCCCUCUUAGUCUGACUAGCAGCCAUCAACCUAUCGAUGAACUAGUACACGUUAUUGAAGUAAUUUGCUACUACUGCCAUAUUUCCAACUCUUUUGUCAUGACUAGGUUCUUCCUCUCCCCUCUGAUGAGCUUUUUCUAUGUAACUCAGAGCCAUAUUUUAUAGGUUGUCUGUAUUGUUUUUUAUCUCAUUGUUCUCGAGGUUUCCUUUGGACUUUCUCACGCCCCGACCUCUGACCCUUUGACUCCCAUCUCCCCCGACCAAACCGCCCAACCCACCCGCCUUCCCCCGGCCCUUUGCUCCAAACACGACCAAAAAAAAAAGCAAGGAGAAAAUCUUCAGUCGUCACUGCCGAACCAAGUUUAAAGGACCUCUACAAUGUUUACAUGAAAAGCGAGUCGGUGGCAGUUCGCCUGCGCUUCUCUCAUCCGACCACUUCCCUUUCAUUCCCUUGCUUUCCUGAAAAAUCUUAGAGUUACUAUUUAACUAAAUGGGAAAUCUUUCUUGCAUGGUUUUCAUAUAAAAUUCAAUGUUUUGCUCAUUUUUUACAAUUCUUCUGUAUUUUUAUAUUAAGUACUUUUUAAUAUUUUGGAGAUAUAUGAAUAUAUAUGUAUAGGCUGAAGAGUUUGGUGACAGUACAGUACAUGAAUGAGAUGAAUCUACCGUGGACUCUGUCUUUUUACAGCUCUCUAAAUAUUUAUGCCACGUGUGUCGUCUUGGUCACCUGAUGUUAGGGCUCAGAAACCUGCAGUGACUUGUUUACUUCUUGUCGGCCGUUCAAUUGGAAACUCAACAAUCUUAUCUCAUAAGCCCCCUUUUUACAUGAGUAUAUUCACCUUAUUUCAGACGAUGUUGUGGCACACACUACACGCUAUGUGAUUUCGCAGUAAUCCAACUCCAUUUAGAGUUC